AUGGGUGACGCUACCGAUAACAGUGGGGAUAUUGCUGUAGGCAGAUAUCUCUUUGAGAGAAUCAAACAGCUUGGUGUGAAAUCUGUUUUCGGGGUUCCCGGUGACUAUGAACUCGUGCUACUUGAUAUGGUGCCCGAAACAGGUCUCACAUGGAGAGGCAGUCCGAAUGAGCUGAAUGCAAGCUAUGCAGCCGAUGGUUAUGCUCGUACUAAUGGUUAUUCCGCAUUCAUAUCUACCUUUGGACCAGGAGAGUUGUCAGCGUACUGCGGAGUUGGCGGAUCCUAUACCGAAUAUGUCCCCUCGGUUCACAUCGUCGGCUACCCACCAUCCCGCGCAAUGAACGAUCAUCUUAUUAUGCAUCAUAGUUUGGGUGAUGGUCAGUUUGGUAUGUACCACGAAAUGAGCAAACACAUCAGCGUGGCUACCACUGUUAUCACCUCCACGUUGAAUGCAGCCGCGGAGAUUGACCGUGUCUUGAAUGCCAUGAUUCACUAUUCUCGACCGGUCUACAUAGGGCUUGCCGUCGAUAUUGGUCCACAGAAGGUCUCAUCCGCCGGGCUCCAAACGCCGCUUUGCCUCGAGCAGCCGAAAAAUGACCCCGAGUUGCAAGAGUUUGUGGUUAAGAAAAUCGUUGACGCCGUUCGCAAGGUGGACAAAGCUGUUGUUAUUGUGGAUGGUCUGGCGAUUCGCAACCGCCUCGUUACCGAAACGGAGGCGCUUGUCAAAGCUGCCGGGGUUCUUUAUUUCACGACCUUCAUGAGCAAGGGGUUUACCGAAUCCUUGCCCAAUUUUGGUGGUGUUUACGGCGGGGCUGGCUCGGUACCUGGUGUUCAAAAUGCGAUAGAGACUGCAGAUACCGUGCUAUGGAUCGGCAGCUACAGCAGCGACUUCAACACGGGAGAGUUCUCGGAAAGAGUUCGCUCAGAUGUCAUUAUUGAUUUCCAACGUUCGACCCUUCAGAUUGGCAGUAAGAAGCACCCACUCAACUUCAAGGAGGUCUUGAUAGCCGUCACUUAUGCACUUGAAGCUGUUCCCUCGAGGAAACCCUCCACUGAGCUUGUGACAUGGGAUGCAAACGCCUGGGACCACCCCGAAAAGCCCAUCAAGCUGACCCAAGACUACCUCUGGCCAGCUUUGGGUCGCUACUUCCGCUCAAAGGACCUGGUUAUCGCAGAAACUGGGACGUCUUCAUAUGGCAUCCCGAUUGCUAAUCUCAAGGGUAAGGAUUUGAGCUUGUAUAACCAAACCAUUUAUGGUUCUAUCGGCUUUGCAACUGGCGCCUCCGUUGGCUCUUUUGUUGCCGCACGCGAAUCCGGCGAUGUGAAUAGACCAAUUCUAAUCACUGGAGAGGGGUCCCUGCAGUUGACAGUGCAAGCUCUGUCUGAUCUCAUCCGCUUCGAGCUUGGAGCUACGAUUUUCCUAGUUAAUAAUGAUGGAUAUACUGUUGAGCGCUUGAUACACGGCCCAGAGGCCGAUUACAACAAAGUUCCGAUAUGGGAUUACAGCAAGCUUGGUGAACUGUUCGGCCCAGCUCAGACAAAGGCUGGCAAGUUCAAAUAUUACAACGCCAGGACCCCGGAUGACCUGGAAACCAUUUUGGCUGACACGGAUUUCGCGGAAAAAAAUCCUGCAAAUGGAACCACUCAAGUUGUCGAGCUGUUUCUUGACACGUUGGAUCAACCUGUGACGAUUCCUUUGAUCACUAAAGCAAUCGAGGAGUUUAACAAGGUCAAAUGA
Exophiala bonariae is the source of this 1737-nucleotide messenger RNA. RefSeq lists its product as uncharacterized. Gene Ontology annotation, molecular function: magnesium ion binding; thiamine pyrophosphate binding; pyruvate decarboxylase activity. The record is from RefSeq and is a predicted model, not a curated record. The transcript has 4 exons. NCBI's taxonomy places the organism in Eukaryota, Fungi, Ascomycota, Eurotiomycetes, Chaetothyriales, Herpotrichiellaceae. Gene Ontology annotation, cellular component: cytosol; nucleus. The coding region runs from base 1 to 1737 and encodes 578 amino acids.